AUGGUGGGCGUGCUGGAGGCUGGCUGCCUGGUACUUGCUAGUCACGGUAGUCUGCCUUCACCUGGCACGUUGGCACUGUGUCCUGUCCAUUGUAGUCAGAAGGUGUUGAGUGAUGGUGUUAGCGAUGGAAUGUUGACGACGGAGGAGCUCCAGCAGGUGUUUGGUGAGAGAGACACAGUGCCAAAUUAUAGUGUAUUUACACCUCUGGUCGUUGGUAGUGUGGAGAAGGGAGGACGCCGCACUCGCUCCACCACAAGCACCUUCCUUCAAUUUAACGCUCUCGGUCGUGCUUUUAAUUUCAGAUUACAGCCCAACAGCGACCUAUUAUCGCCCUAUUUUGUAAUCAUUGGUCGUCAUGGAGACAGGGCGGACAUCCGGGAUGUGGACAGGGAUCAACUAGACUGUUACUAUCAAGGGGUGGACCAGGCUCAGGGCUCCUACAACACCUCUAUCGCAGUAGAGCUCUGCGGCCCAGUUCGUGGUGUCAUCUCCAGCCCGACGGCGGAGUACGUGAUCGAGCCUCUACCUCAGGUUGUACGGAGAAGGCGACGGACCACCGUCCGUGGAGAUCUCACAUCCCACACCCACAUCCUGUACACCAAGCAGGACAACACAGGAGACACCGUGGAGGCCACAGGAUUGUCCCGGAGGCGGCGGUCCUUCCUGCCGACAUUGCAGCAGCAGCAGCAGGAGACACGAGCUCUGCUGGGGUUGCGUCAGGAGCGUCAGUCCUACUACGAUAGCUACGAACACGUUGUAGACUCACGUAUACGAUCUGAGUGGGGCGAGGGAGGAGGUGGUGGUGGUGGCAACAACGAUUUCUACGAUGAGCGCAGCAUCAGUGACGACGGGAAGGUGCGACGAGGUGAGGACCUGUACAUAGAAACGGCAGUGUUUGUGGACAGGGAUCUUUACCGUCACAUGGAAGACAACUUCCCCACUGACACAGAAGAUCAGGUCCUGAGAGUCGUCCUCGCCAUGGUCAACGCGGUUCAGCUCCUCUAUAACGACGACUCUCUGGGUCAUCGCGUCAAAUUCGUGUUGAAGCGCCUGGAGGUACUCUACGGUGACCCGCCCUCCCUCCACCGCCCUAACGAUAUUGACAACUUCCUGACCAGCUUCUGUGCCUGGCAGCGUCAGGAAAACCCUCCCGAAGAUACCCACGAGCUGCAUUGGGACCACGCCCUCAUCCUGACGGGGCUGGAUGUGUACACCCUUACCUCCAGUGGCAGACUCAACUCCCAGGUUGUCGGCCUGGCACCUGUGGCUGGCAUGUGCACACGCUCCAGCUCCUGCACCGUCAACGAGGGUCGCCACUUUGAGUCUGUCUACGUCAUGGCUCACGAGAUCGGCCACAACCUGGGAAUGCGACACGAUGGGCUGCAGGCUGGCAACAACUGUGACCCCGGCAGGUACCUCAUGUCCCCUACCUUGGGAUCAGGCAAGAUCACUUGGUCCCCCUGCUCCCGGCGGUACCUGGAUGACUUCCUCAGGUCGCAGCAAGCGUCGUGUCUGCGGGAUGUGUCAGCCCCUGACAGUCAGCAGAUGAACCACGAAGCUCACUCUCCCCCUGGGCAGCGCUUCUCAGCAGACCAGCAGUGUAUGCUGAAACACGGGGUGGGGAGUCACCAUGCAGACUCUCAACCUCUGGAGGAUAUCUGCCAGGACCUACACUGUCGUAGAGAUCACUACACCUGGACCUCCCACCCUGCCCUGGAGGGUACCUCCUGCGGUCAUCGCAAGUGGUGCCAGCGUGGUAGAUGUACGGAAAACGCCAAGGCUCCAGCUCUCGUCCCCUCGUCAUUGGUGUCCGGGUCGGGUGAAGGGUCGUCUGCAGGAGUGGGUGGCAAGUGGGGUGUGUGGUCUGAGUGCCGCUCUGCCUGUCUCUACGGUGACGACGGUGUCCUGUCUUCCGGCAGCUCUGGUCUCUCCCUGUCUGAGAGACGUUGUGGUUCAAGGUCGUGUCGCGGAGAGUACCGGUACCGGCUGUGUUCUGAGGUGCAGGAGUGCAGUAAAGGGCAGCGCAGGACCCUGCAGGACUUCGCUGACGACACCUGCAGGAUUCGAGCCAAGAAUUCCGCAUACCUAACGGGGCUAGGGGCCAAAGUGCCUCCAGAAGGGUUGACUCAGUGUGAGGUUGAAUGUGAGACCACAGGACGAGGAGUGGAGGCGUCAGGCAAGAGCUUUCCUGACGGCACAGUGUGUCAGUCAGCCUCCUCCCUCCCUGCUUUCUGCGUCGCUGCUGUCUGCACUGUAAGUUCCUCUUUACUAACACGCAAUAUACUGUUUAUGGCAUUUAUUAAGACGUUUCGUCCACCAGGGUUUGAUAAAAUCUCUGAGGAUACUUUGUCUCCUGCCUCUCUUACACUCUUUCCUUUCUUCCUUUCUUCCACUUUCUUUCUUUCAACCCAGCUUGUCUCGUCUCUGUCUCUCUCUUCCGCUAACAUACUAUCUUCUCCCUAUUCCCUCGUCUCUCACUCUUGCAGCUGUCUGACGCCUGCGAAGGGCAUCCAGUUGGUGAGCCGGAAGUGCCAGAGCUGGGGAUGUACCGGAGUUAACAAGAACAUUCAAAUCUGCAGUCCAGCCACUCAGGACUGUCAUCGCUUGAAGUCAACUUUUGAGUACGCAAGUGAAGUGUGUGGCCGCUUUAAGACGGAGGUGGACCAGCUGUCUGGAGUGGGCAUGCAGCUGGCCAGUACUAAAGAGGACCCGGACAGGUCGUGCACGGUGGCGUGCCAGGACUCUGUACUCAACUACCGGUUUUAUCGCGUUAACGGGCGGGAGGGAUGGUUCCCUUUCGGUACUGAUUGUUCCAGAGGGAGUCACGUUAACACACCCUCCUCCUCCACCGCCUCCUACUGCCUCAACGGCAAGUGUCUGGACUUCUCGAGUGAAGGAACACCGCUGAGGAACACCAUCUACACAGAAUACGAGAGGUCCCGGUCCCUGGAGCUGGAGCCCAUCAUCGAAAGGGACUUCCCCAGGGAAGCUCGACCCAUGUCCACCCGCGGGUGGCACUCCUGGGGGGGUCGACGGCGACGGGAAUUGAUCUCUUCCUCCUCCAAGAUGCAAAGACGGGACGUGAGCCCUUCUUCUCAUCCCAUCUCCAGCACCGUCAGUGAUCACCUCCUUCUCUACCUCGUCGAACAGAUCAACUCCUCUAUGACGUCGGAGGAGGUAACAUCAGAGAGAAACCUCCCAGGUUCCUCUAUAGACUUCAAGAACCCGCUGUUCGUGGAUCAAGUCCCUGUUGUUUCUGCUACUCCAACUGCUUCUGCUGGUGGAGGGGAGCACCUCACCGUCACCCUGAAGCCCAAAUCCUUCACACUGACGCCCAUUCUCCCUCGUCUUGCUACCAAUAACCCCUCGUCUUCGUUCUUCUUCGAACAGCAGCAGGAGGAGGGGGAGGAAGAGGAGGAAGAGGAGAAAGAGGUAGUGGUGACUGGUGAUAGCGAGACCAGAGAUUACCGGUGGCUUGUCUACGUAUCUCCCUGUUCAGUGACCUGUGGUACUGGCUUGAAGGAGGUGGUGUUGCUGUGUGUUCCGGCCGGAAGUGAGACACAGGAGGCUGUGGAGGCGUCACUGUGUGUACGGGACCAGCAACCUCCAGUCACACAAGGCUUCAGCAAGUGUCACACGACACGUGUGUGUCCCACACCCUCCACACACACACCUGUAAACCAAACCACUGUCCUUGGCUGGUGGCUCUUCGGGCUGCUGAAUAACAUCCGUCAGGGUGGUAGGACUAGUUCCAAUAGUAGCGGUACUUAUACCAGUAAUAGUAGCAAUAAUAGUAGUAGUUACAGUAGAAAUAGUGGUAUGUUUGGUAGUAGUGAAGACGGUAACUCCUAGUUUUGGUUGGUGUUUACGUGCGUUUGUGGACAUUUUGACGAGGUUGCCUUGCGUCGCUACGCUAGUGUUUUGGUCAUUUCUGAAAGUGGAACUAGC
Cherax quadricarinatus is the source of this 3948-nucleotide messenger RNA. The record is from RefSeq and is a predicted model, not a curated record. NCBI's taxonomy places the organism in Eukaryota, Metazoa, Arthropoda, Malacostraca, Decapoda, Parastacidae.